CUUCCCUUCCCUGCCGGCUGCGCGGUUCCUUUAAGAAUCGGCCUACGUGGCACAGCCCAGGCAAGGCAAGGCAAAGGCGAGGCGAGCGCAAAAGCGGUUCCGCCACUUCCUUGGGCAAUCGCGGCGGGGGCGGCAGCAGCAUCUCUCCAACCAGCCGUGGGGGGCGGCGGCGGCUGCCUACAAAUCGUCUUUCCCAGCAGAUUUUGCCCCCCCCCUUGCCCCCCAGGAAAGAAACCAUCAAUAUAAAGCCAGCCAGCCAGCCAAGCCAUGGGGCAAAACGACCUGAUGGGCAGCGCCGAAGAUUUUGCAGAUCAGUUCCUACGGGUGACGAAACAGUACCUUCCCCACGUGGCCCGGCUGUGCCUGAUCAGCACCUUCCUGGAAGACGGGAUUCGCAUGUGGUUCCAGUGGAGCGAGCAGAGGGACUACAUCGACAGCACAUGGAACUGCGGCUAUCUCCUGGCCUCCAUCUUUGUCUUCAUUAACCUCUUCGGGCAGUUAAGCGGUUGCAUUCUUGUGCUGAGCAGGAAUUUUGUUCAAUAUGCCUGCUUUGGAUUAUUCGGAAUUAUUGCAUUACAGACAAUUGCAUACAGUAUUUUAUGGGACGUGAAGUUUUUGAUGAGAAAUCUUGCCCUGGGAGGGGGUUUACUGCUGCUGUUGGCGGAGUCUCGGUCGGAAGGGAAAAGCAUGUUCGCGGGGGUACCGACCAUGCGGGAAAGCUCCCCAAAGCAAUACAUGCAGCUGGGAGGACGGGUGCUUCUAGUCCUCAUGUUUAUGACCCUCCUGCAUUUAGACGUUAGUUUCUUUUCGAUCCUGCAGAACCUGGUGGGCACGGCGUUGAUCAUCCUGGUGGCCAUCGGAUUCAAAACCAAACUGGCGGCCUUAACUUUGGUCAUCUGGCUCUUUGCCAUCAACCUGUAUUUCAACGCUUUCUGGACUGUCCCAACUUACAAACCCAUGCACGAUUUCCUGAAAUACGACUUCUUCCAGACCAUGUCGGUCAUCGGAGGCCUGCUUCUCGUGGUGGCCUUGGGUCCCGGCGGCGUCUCCAUGGACGAGAAGAAGAAGGAAUGGUAGAGAAGAACGGAGGAUGAGGAGGGGGGGGAAAAAUAAGCGACACAGCAUCUCAGCAUCUGGGAACUGACUUCACAGUUUUGGGAAUUGAAAACCAAACAAAACUGGCAUCAUUUUUUUUUAAUAGAGGUGCCUCUGUUUUUCUCUCCCUUUUUAAAGGCGCAAUCUCUUUUCAUGUUUGUUUCUUUUUAAAAUGUUGCUUUAGUUCACGACUGCGCUGAUCGUCAUCCCGAUUCAUGGAUGAUUCUUCAUUCGAGAACGUUUUUGGGGUUUUUUAUUUUUUUCUCUUGCACUGUUUUCCUCUCUCCUAUAAUCUUCUGCAAAAUUGGAACGAAAACAGCAGCUGCCUUGGCUGCGUCUCUCUGCCAGGGUUAAAAUUUCUUUUUGGCAACUGUGUUUUUGUUUUUAAAUUUUAAACUACUGUGAUCCGAUAAACCUUUGCUGUGUACUUUUCCAGUGUGA
Messenger RNA from Thamnophis elegans (Western terrestrial garter snake), 1536 nucleotides. It is a transcript of the gene SURF4, whose product is annotated as surfeit 4. The transcript has 6 exons. Gene Ontology annotation, biological process: Golgi organization. The record is from RefSeq and is a predicted model, not a curated record. Gene Ontology annotation, cellular component: membrane; endoplasmic reticulum; endoplasmic reticulum-Golgi intermediate compartment. NCBI's taxonomy places the organism in Eukaryota, Metazoa, Chordata, Lepidosauria, Squamata, Natricidae. The coding region runs from base 268 to 1077 and encodes 269 amino acids.